Molecule: messenger RNA, 978 nt
Organism: Syzygium oleosum
Lineage: Eukaryota; Viridiplantae; Streptophyta; Magnoliopsida; Myrtales; Myrtaceae
Exons: 1
Coding region: 1-978 (325 amino acids)
Source: RefSeq, a predicted model, not a curated record
AUGUCAUGGGCAGACAGGCCCAAGAGAGAGCAGCAGUCAUUGCUGAGGUUGCUUGGGCUGCGAGCAGCUGCCGCCAUCAACGGGAAUCAAACUCAAGCCCAGCAAGCUCAGGCUCAACCAAUGGUAGCAGCUAGACCAAUGCACCAGUUGGUGGAGCAGUUUCUUAAGCUGAAACCGCCCAAGUUCACGGGCAGAGGUGACCCAGAAAUCACCCCACGUUGGGUGGAGGAAUUGGAGAAAGCGUUUGACUUGUUGGGGUGUACUGAGGCCGAAAAGAUUUCGUUGGUGACUUAUCAGUUGCAAGACAAUGCCAACGACUGGUGGAAGGCAGUUAGGGAUAGAGUAUUCCCAGAGGGUAUGGAACAGACCUGGGCAAUAUUUGUUGAGCAUUUCUAUGGACAAUAUUUCUCAGAGAGUGCCCAGGAGAAGAAGAUGGCGGAGUUCAUGAGACUUCGUCAGGGGUCGAUGACAGUAGUUCAGUACGAAGCAGAGUUCGCAAGACUAUCGAGAUUCGCCCCAAGGAUGGUUGAGAAUCCACUGGAUAAGGCUCGAAGAUUCCGGGAUGGACUGAAGCCGGAUCUUCGCACCCAGAUGCUUCUGCUGAAUAUCAGGGAUUAUAGAGAACUGUAUGAACGAGCCCAAACGAUGGAGAGAGAUCAGAUGGAAAGGGCCGCAGCAUCGGGUUCAAGGUUUAAUCAGAAUCGGGACAAUCGUCGCUUCGGAAAGAAACCGAUGACCGGCAAUAGACGAUUUGUUCCGCCACCGAGAAGGAAUAUAGGGAAACCCAGCCCGACACCGAAUAGAUUUGGGACUUGUUUUCGCUGCGGGAGCUUGGAGCAUCGAUUAAGAAUUGUCCCAAAGAACGACCUUUGGGACCCCCAGACAACAUCGGCAGCCCGAGUAGGAAAUCGGCCUGAAUCCCCACCGGCUAUUCGGGUGACCACCCGCACAAGGACGAGUAUACGCAAUGGCGCGUAA